Molecule: messenger RNA, 2814 nt
Organism: Pseudopipra pipra
Lineage: Eukaryota; Metazoa; Chordata; Aves; Passeriformes; Pipridae
Gene: CDA
Product: cytidine deaminase
Exons: 6
Coding region: 1649-2104 (151 amino acids)
Cellular component (GO): cytosol
Molecular function (GO): cytidine deaminase activity; zinc ion binding
Source: RefSeq, a predicted model, not a curated record
AAAUGCCCAAAUUCCCUGAUUUCUAAUCCCGGGGAGGACGAUUUUAGGGAGGGUCAGAUGAUGGUUUCUGACCCUGGCAUGAUAAAAUGGAUUUUUUUCCCCCCAGAUCUGUCGCCGGGAUUUGAGGAUCCUGCAGGUUUGCUGGCAUUUUUUUUCCUCCAAACCACCUCCCCUCUGCUUUUUGCCUGGUUUUCCCAAGCCAGACAGACAUCCUUGCUGCUCCUCUUCCUUUUGGACUGAGCUGGCUUUUAACCUGUUGCUUUUAUCUCUGGCCAAGGCCCCAGGACAACUUCCCUCCAGGGAAUAUGAAGUGUUAUUUCCCCACAGUGCAGCCUGAGGGAGAUUUUUGGGGAGCGCUGUGAGAUUUCAGUCCUGCAUCAGAAUCUGAAGCUGCUCAGGAUUCAGCUGCUUUGGCUCAAACCCUGAUUUCCACGGUUUUUUUGCUAUCUGGGGCUUCUUAUAGAUGCAGCAGGGAGACCCUCCAGGCUUGGGGAUGCUCCAGCUGCUUUGAGAUGGAAAAAUAACGUGGAGAAAGGAGGAGAAAUUACACUGUGUACCCCCACUUUUAGCCCAUUUGGGGAGGUAAACCAGAGCAGGGUGUUGCAGGGAGCAGGAAGCCAUUUCCCAGCAGCUUCCCAGAUUUUCUACGGUUUGAGUGAAGCAAACACAACCUUAAAAUAGCUGCUUUGCAGGCAGACAGCACCAGCCCUGCUCCUCUCACUGCCGCGGCCUCGACAGCCUCGGAGGUUUUCACAGCCAAAAUAAUAAAAAAUGUAUGAAUUUGUCUGUUUUUCAGCUUUUCUGCUGCAAACACGCGGUGUGGGGUUUGAUCCCGGUGCAAGGAUGGUUUUGGGGAGGUGGCAAUUAGGGAAUUAGUGCAAAUUAGCAAGGUUUCCAUCCAUGCCAGCCUCUAUCCUUCGUUACUUCUGCUGUCACCCUCACUGACAGAGGGGAAAACAACCUGGAUUUGCACUUUGAAAGCUGAGAAAAAGGAUUCAGGGCUGUCAGUCCCUCCUCUCACUGCCUGUUGCCUUGACUGACUGCCCUUGCAAGUACCCGUUCCAGAGUGAACAAGCACCCACACAGUGCGAGGAAAGUGGGUUUCCUGGUUAUUCUCUGGACAAUACAGAUCCCAGCUUUGGUUUCUUGGGGUGCCUGUGGCGGCCUCACUGCCCCGUGCUCCCUUCUCAGCUCCCAGAGUUUCUAUGCCAACAGAAGCCACUGCCAAUUUGGAUGCUGCUUCUCAGCAGUGACCCAGGACCAAGAUUUGCUGGCAUAACCUGCAGGAGCUGUUGUUCCUGCCCCCCCCCCCCCAGAAAGACUUAAUGACAUUUUCCCCUGGAGUCACAGAACCAGUUUUGAACAGGGAAGGAAAAAAUCUGCGAGACAGCAGCGGAAAAAUGCUCUGCCGGGACAGGGAAAGGAGGAAGCAGAAAACAAACCCCGGGAUGAGUUGGAAAAAGUGAGACAGCAGGCAGGGAGGGGAUGUGGGACUCCCUGAUGCUUUGGGGGCCAGGGCUGUCCCUAGGGAUGCUUCCUGGGGUUCGGCUGUGCGCCGGGGCGUUAUCCCGCAGUCCUGGCCAGCCUGUUUUCCAGGCAAGGAAAUAUUUAACUGCGGCGUCAGCGGGCAGGGCAGGCGGGUGCAGGCAUGGAGGGCAGCGGGCAGCGCUCAGCCCCCGCUGUGCCCCCGGGCCAGCCCCAGGGGGACCGUCUCCAGCUCCUGCUGCGCCGCAGCCGGGAGGCCAAAAAUUGUGCCUACUGCCCCUACAGCCGCUUCCCGGUGGGAGCUGCGCUGCUCACGGCGGGUGGGGAGAUCUUCUCCGGGUGCAACGUGGAGAACGCCUGCUACAGCCUGGGGAUGUGUGCUGAGCGAGCUGCCAUCCAAAAAGCCAUCUCGGAGGGGCACACCAGCUUCAAGGCCAUGGCCAUCGCCAGUGACAUGGGGGACUUCAUCACACCCUGCGGCGCCUGCAGACAAGUGAUGAGAGAGUUUGGCACAGACUGGGAUGUCUACCUGACCAAAGCAGAUGGCACCUACAUUGUCAAGAGGCUGGAGGAGCUGCUGCCACUUUCCUUUGGCCCUGACGACCUGAAGAAGGUGUGACCAGCAUGGCCACCACCAUCCUUUGCCCCUGGGGCAGCAGAGGAGGAUGGUUUUCCCCAGUUUCCUCGGUGUGUAAGCAGCUUUUUGGGGAAGACACAAUUGGAAAUGCAUUUGUAGUGCUGUUCCUCUCACCUUCUGAUUCAGUGUUGAUUCACAGGCACUGGCUCCACCUCCCCCCGAGGAAACAACAAAAUCCAAUCACAGAAAUUCCCUGUUAUUAGUAAAAAAAUGUCCAGAUAUCCUUGUAGCCAAGGGAGGAGUUGAGUUUGAUGCAUGGCUCAAGUUUGGGCUUGUUGAUACAGAAACAACUCCUAAAUAAUCCAAAAUCAUUGCUUGGGAAAAUUCUGGAUUCUUCAGCCCUGAAGAGAGGUGAAAGCCAAAAGGAAAACUCUAUCAGCCCCAGUAGUAAUUAAUGAGCCAGUCCAGAUUAGGUGGAUUGCUGGGAUGGGAUGGUUAUUGCACUGAGCGUGUCCUUUGCUCGUUUCUCUCCAGCUUGUUUUCCUUGCUUUUGUUCCAUUUAUGGGGGAGAAGAGAAUGAAGAAUUUUUGAUUGCUUCUACAGAGUUUUGUGCCUCCAGAGUAGUGCCAUUUGCUGAUUGUACUAUUGAUUUAACUAUGCACAAUGACGAAUGAAUGUGUGAUAUUUCCCAACCAAUGCUGGGUUGGGCAUUUCAGCCCAUGCCCAAGCCAAAUAAAAGCUGUUCUGGUUUA